AUGAAUCCUUAUUGCAUUAUGCAUAAAGAAGAUAUUGUUAACUUUUGUGUUGAUUAGAAUUGUUAAACCAGAUGCCUAUGCAAACAUUGUAAACAUGAACACGAGACAGUUCCUAUAUCCUAUCUCAUCGAUAAUAUAUUUUUAAAAGAGACUAUCAGUAUUGUAAAUCUAUUCAAAGUGAUGAUACAAAAGUUGGUUCAAUCAAUAGAAACUGAUUUAACUGCCCAAUUGUAAGAAAUUUAGUAUGAAAAACCCCCAAAUGAAAUAACAUAACUAAGUGCCUUUUUGAAGAAAAAACAUUAAAUUUUUGUGAUCCUCAAAGAUUCCAUUUAGUCUAAACUUCAAAGAGUUAUUGAGGCUAUCAAACAACCUACUGGUUCUACUAAACCCCAAUUCCCUAGCUCGUUGAAUAGUCUACCUUUUAUGGAGAGACAAGAUGGAAAUAAAUAAUCACUAAAUCUUAAACAUUUUAAGUCUGAAGAGCAUAUUGGAAACACGCAUCCAGAAAAAAUUGAUGAAAACUUAAUGCUAGACAAAUUGGAAAUACCAAGACUCAAAACAUUUAAUGAAGAAAAUUGGCCGUGGCGACUGGAAUAAGGAGCUUAGUUCGUAAUGAUAUUCACAGCUCUCAGAAACUUCAAAUUGUUGGGUUUCAAAUAGCCUAUGUUGUUUAGUUCAUAAGUACUUAAUCAUCAAAGAAAACCAAUUAAUUUUAACGUUGGGUUGUAUCACAAGAAAAAUCUCUAAAAAAAGCCCAUUUACACAGAAAGCAGAACUAUAAAGCACAAACAUGAGAAAGUUAUUGAUAGGUGUUAUGACAUAGUUUUCAAAACUCCUCAGAAAAUAUAGAUGGGAAAAGAGUAUUCUCUGGUGAUUUGGAGUAACUCUGGAUUCUAUAGUCAUUAUUAUAGUCUUCCUGCUGCUUCUAAUGAUUUCAUUGAAUUUUAGCAACAAGACUUCAACGAUCAUCCAAAAAUCAAACGAUCGGAACUUGUCCACAAAGUGAUAUCUACUUUUAGAGCAGGCUUGAUUCCGGCUGUAUACAUUGACCCUAGAUAGGAGAAUGAUUAAUGA
Paramecium octaurelia is the source of this 1074-nucleotide messenger RNA. Lineage: Eukaryota; Ciliophora; Oligohymenophorea; Peniculida; Parameciidae. The record is from the annotation of a GenBank genome assembly.